AUGGAUGAGCUACGAGAUCGAAUUAGCAACACGCUUCGAAUUGAAGACAAUAAACUCGUUCGCGAGUUACUGGCCGAGUGUAUAGGAACAUUUUUUCUACUGUUUAUCGGCAUCGCAGCUAAUAUACAAGCCGCUGCUUCUGUCGGUGGUAAUAUGACAUCGUGUUAUAUCGCCUGGGGUCUUGGAUUCAUGUUUGCCGUAUAUCUUGCUGCUAGUGUAUCAGGUGCUCACCUGAAUCCUGCCAUUUCUACUGCUCAAUGUGUGCUGGGUAACAUUCCUAUGUGGAAAGUCUUCCUGUAUGCGAUAGCUCAACUCAUUGGGGCUUACUUGGGAGCAGCAGUCAGUUAUUUUGGUCACCACGAUGAUCUUUGGAAGUUAGAUGGUGGAAAUCGACAUGUGACUGGAGCUCGAGCAACAGCCGGUCUCUUCACCACUUUCCCAUCGGCACACAUGAGCACUUGGGGUAGCCUUCUAGAUCAGAUCCUUGGCACUGCAAUUCUUGCUGGCCUUAUCUGCCUUAUCACCGACAAACGACACAAGAUCCCAACUGGAUUUGUACCUCCAGCAGCCGGAGCGAUUAUGUGCAUGAUUGCUAUGACAUAUGGUGCGAACGGAGGAUUUGCGAUCAAUCCUGCUCGAGAUCUUGGACCACGACUGUUCACGCUUUGUGCCGGUUACGGUUGGGAGGUGUUCAGCGCCUACGGAUACUACUUUUGGAUUCCAAUCGUCGGUCCUAUGAUUGGUGCCUUAAUUGGAGCAUGGUUAUAUAAAUUGUUUAUCGGAUUACACGGUCUUAAUGAAGAUUUUGAGAUUUGCUCAAAAGGAUACAGUGUAAGUUUACCAAUAAAUCGAAAUAUCGAUCAGAAUGCUGAGACAGUUAUCAGAUCAUAA
Molecule: messenger RNA, 891 nt
Organism: Angiostrongylus costaricensis
Lineage: Eukaryota; Metazoa; Nematoda; Chromadorea; Rhabditida; Metastrongylidae
Source: the annotation of a GenBank genome assembly